Molecule: messenger RNA, 1622 nt
Organism: Amoebophrya sp. A120
Lineage: Eukaryota; Dinophyceae; Syndiniales; Amoebophryaceae
Source: the annotation of a GenBank genome assembly
GUUUUCUUUGCGAACCUGGUUUUGACCCCGCAGAAGAGCCGCAGCGUGGUUCUUGCCCACUGUGCAACCACCCGCUGUCUUCGGGUUCCUUGAGCAUGAAAAACUGUUUCGUUGUGGUAGAAGAUUUUGAUAAUCAAAAUGCAAAGCCUGAUGAAAACAUCGUGCUCGGCAAGAUGGUUGCGGCGAUAGAAAAAGAGAUCGAGGACUUGUCCACGAUCUCUCCCCUGACGUUGCGCGAACAGAUUGGGUACACGGCUCUUCUGUUAGGCGCGGCCGCGUUUUGGCCCACCUUCUUUUGUUGCUACGCGGCGUACGACGGCCGAGGAUGGGACUCCAUGAGUGACGCCUUCACAAGAAUAGCACCUGCUAUCUACCUCGGGUUCGGGAUAUAUGUGUGUACAGAGAUGCACGCCGUGCACCGGGAGGAUCAAGAAAGGCAGGUGCUGCAACGGGGGUGGUUGGAAGUCCAGCAGAGCAGCCAUCAUAGCGAUACAAUAAGAGCGGAUAAGCGUACCCGGGAAGAGCGGAUCGCCCGUUUGCGUAGGGUUUUGGAUUGCCUGAAGGAGUACCAGAGGCAGUGCCACAGCGCGGCCGCAUGUCAGCUGAAGACAGGCUUCUCACUCAGCGGCAGCCUUUGUAAAUCAAAAUCUAUUGACGUAUUAUAAUUAUGGCGGCCAUUCACAUUGUUGUUCUUGUUGUUCCACCCGAAGAUAAUAAUACGCGGUACAACAAUUGAAUUCGCUCCGUGGUGGAAUUGCGCCGCAGGAGUUGGUGCAGAGGUGGACAAUGAUCCAGGUGGAGAUCGGCGCUCGCCUGCCGUUCAUCGAUAAUUUCUUUCCUCCCUGCUUCGCCUAUGGAGGUGCAGGGAGGAAAAGGUAAAGGGGUAUCGCCUAGUAGUAAAGCUACAUGUAUAUUUUGAUGAUUUUUUUAUAUCUUUUAUACGAAUGCGUUUUGGAGGUAUUUCUUAUUAUUUGCGGCUUUAUUGCGGAGGUUGAUUGGUGCUGUACGGAUGAGGAGGUAGUAUUGCACCUUUCUGAAGCUGGGGCUGCCUGAGGGUUUCGGCUUUCUCUCUCCCCGGCAACUCCCCGUGCUUGGCCGUUCACAGCCCAAAACGGUGGUGUUUCGGCAAGCUUCGGUGGUGGUCAGUUGAGACACUCAGCUACUUACAAGCAGGAACAUAAGUAGUACGCUGAGCAGUUAGUCGCUCGCCUAAAGUAGAAACGAGCACCCGAUAGGUUUUUAUCAUUAUUUUCCAACGCCAACCCGAAGUGGAAGUUGUUCAUGUUUUCCGCUAUCACUCCUCGCGGCGCAGAGGGUGAGUUUAACGUAAGGAGAAGGACCUACUGAAAAAUAAGAAUUAAAAUGUACUAGUACUUGCGAGUUGUACGUAGUACAACAGGAAAUCAUACCGAGUCGGCUGAACGCCGCCUGUCUGGUGCCGCACACUAUCUUUAUCUUUCUUUUUAGCCGCUGGCACUUUUGUAGCCUCUUCAUUUUUACAGGUUAAAGAACACCACGAUCAUGUAAGACCAGCAUUCUGAAGAUGACGCCCUUCAGUUGCGAGUGCGAGGCUGGAGUUGCGAGUGCGUGGCUUCAGUUUCGAGUCUACCUAUCUGGGCAGA